This is a messenger RNA of Aspergillus pseudonomiae, 3013 nucleotides long. RefSeq lists its product as uncharacterized. Lineage: Eukaryota; Fungi; Ascomycota; Eurotiomycetes; Eurotiales; Aspergillaceae. The record is from RefSeq and is a predicted model, not a curated record. The transcript has 3 exons. Bases 540 to 2876 code for a protein of 778 amino acids.
GGUCAUUUCUUAGCACGAGUUACAGGCAUCGCUAGUCGGGAACACACGAUCCUCAUUCCCCUUGUGGGGACGAUCGGCCCCCGACUGCCGUGCCAUGUUCUCCUAGUUCCUGCCACUCUAAACUAAAGGGAGAAGUGGCGUGUCCGUGUCAUUGAUACGCUCUGUCCGUAUUUCUUCAAUCAUAUUGCGUGGUACUCCCUCGUUUGCAGCUUGUCUUCUUUCUGAAAAUAGUGCUUUCUUUCUUUCUUUUUCUUCUUGCUCCUCUAUUCAUUCGUUUGGGUGAUUUCCCUUUCUAUACCACGCAUUGUUUCGCAUCGUUCGCUACCAAAACGAUCUUAACACUGGAUCGAUCUGUAUCGCCUCCAUACAUCCUAACGGACAACGUGCUUCCCGGUGGCCCAUUCGUUCCCCACUCGACCGCCUCUUUGCCCCCUUUCCCUUUUCACACGGUCCUUUUGUCUCACGGGCUUUCUUUCAUCGACUACUAGAUUUUUGUUGAUCUGGUAUUGAUCCCUAUCUAAUGCAACACACACGUUUUCAUGAUGAGUGUCGUCGCCAGUAGACCCGACAGCACUGCUGUGUCCUAUUCGCCAAUUCCUCAUCAAAGCCAUGGGUACAAGGAUCCUUAUACAGUGACGGUGCAGCCGGUCUCAUCUCGCACGUCCUCGAUUUCUUCCUUUAAAUCCAACUAUAGUGUGUCGACAGCCCCGACGGUGUACUCCCCAAUCUCGCCUAGCCCUUCAUAUCAUAUGUGCGAUUCUGCUGCAUCUUUGGAUAAGAUUUUGGAAUCAAAGUUUAAACGCCUGCCUCUGGAUGUACUUGAUAAUGUCUUAAACCAACUAGAAACAUUGCAUACUAGUUCAAACCAACAGGGAUGCUUAACAUGCUACCAGCGCGACCUGCACGCGCUGUCUCUGACUUGUCGGACAUGGGAAAAAGUGGUUAGGCCCAAGCUUUACAAUCGUAUCCAUAUCAUUGGUAACGAUUCCCCAGCCCAACUGAAGAAAUAUCGGAUGAAGCGAGGAAGCCGGCUAAAACUCCUUCGGCGCACUCUCCGGGAAAGAAAAUUGCUGGCCAACCUUGUCCUGGAACUUCGUGUCCCCCAGAUGGAUUUGUUAUUUACACAAGGGAAACAGAGCACCCAAUGGGAAGAGUACAGAGAUUUGGUAGCGUCGGUCGUUAUGGUCUGCCCCAACCUGGAACGGCUGCUGGGCUUGAGUAUUCCGUAUAACCACCAAUUCGAUCGGUUGACCCACGCAUUAUCCACACGACGAAAGCUGAAGGAACACACAUGGCUUUUGGGCGAGGCAGUUGAUGUUUUAGAAGGAUCACCCCGCAGCACCUCUUGCCCUGGAAGUCUGGGACCUUCGCAGAUGUUCGAGUUUCUGGACUAUCACGCCUCAUGGACAAACCUGGAAACCCUGAUGCUGUACGGAAUUAGCGAAAAUAAUGCUCUUGAACCGAGCAUCUUUCUGCGCAUGUUCAGCCUCUUACCGUCGCUACAAAACCUGUGCAUUGCAAAUUUCGACGCAGAAGCCUUCGCGGAUAGCACUUUGCUGUGCUUGCCAUCAUUGGAAUCUUUGCGCCUGGAGAACCUGCCCGGCGUUACUGAUACAGGAUUAUCGCAAUAUACGUCACGAACAGAAUCCCAUUCGCUCAAGUCAUUGGCCCUCGUUGAACAAAAUAUUGGAUCCUUACUCGUGAUCUCGAAGAUCUUAGCAUCCUUGCCGCAAUUAGAACGGUUCAAGAUCGUUCAGAAUGACAAAUGCCCCACUCUAGAUAGCGAUGGAAUCGUCUUCCAGCCGUUGUUCGCUUCAUCUACUCUCAAAUACCUUCAUUGGGAUGUUGCUUGUCCCAAUCCCAACACCGCCCUGACCAGGCUUGAUUAUGCUCCAUUUGUGAAGCCCCCGAAACAUAUCAACACACCCAAUUCUCAUCUCGCCCAAAGCAUUCUGUCGGACGGGUUUCCUCAGCUCGAGGCGCUCCGCGCACCAUCUGAUAUAGAGCCACCUGGUGUCCUACAGGCUGUUUGCCAGCCCAUUCCGAAAGGCCAGGCUCUUCUGCAGCCCGAUCGGUAUAGUCUCCCUCGCAGCUCCCACGGCUCUGUUAGCACACGACCAAUGGCCUUACCGGCGGGAAAUAACCUCACAUCGGCUCGGAUACGGGCUCAGACGUUCAUCGACAUGGCUGCGAAGGACACGGAAACCGGAAUGAGAGUACUCGUCACGGACCAUUCUGAUGGCUAUGUGCCAGACAGUGCCUUGGAAGACAUGUCAGAUGACGAUUUAGAGAUGGACAUGGACGAGUCUGUGGAAUGGGAUUCACCAGAGCGCCUGAGACACGAUAAGUUACCUGAGAAUGGCGAGGGGCCUGUUAUCGUGUGCGACUUUAGGAUGCCCGCUUACAUGGGCCGAGUAGGUAGCAGGAGGAAGGGACGGGAUGUGUCCAUUCCACGGUUCAUCCUGCGCCCUGAUAUACAGGGGCAAGAAGCUGAUGGUGGCCUGGUUGGCUGGAAGCACAUACUGGCCUCGAACCAGUCCUUAACAUACGCCGCAGGAGUUGGGGUACACUGCUUCGGAAAUAAGGGCAAUACCAGCCCACUUCCGGAGGAGCCUCCAUCUCCUGCGUCGACGACCGUUAGCCGAUUUGGCUUCGGAGGCAUCACCAGGAGCUCGACAUUUGGCUCAAGCCCCAACACUCCCAUAACGCCCUCGACACCGAUGAGCCUCUCGUCGCCGACUGCACUUCCGUGGGACAAGGACGCCUGCACCGGUUCCUGGAACUAUAGCCAUAAAAGCGGCCGAGAUUGGUGGUUCCACAUGGAGCGAGAACGCCCAGGGCAUAUCAAACUCAUCGACGUCAAACAGCUGUUCUAGCCGGUUAACGAUUUGCGCUCCACUGAAGCGAUUUCACGAGUAUACCACUGAUCUUACGCCCCCGACAUGUCUUUCGGUCAUUCUCUCUUUCACAAAAACAAGCAUGCAGGGCCCAUGCAGUAAAACCGCGCGCGGCG